Messenger RNA from Ilex paraguariensis (yerba mate), 780 nucleotides. The record is from the annotation of a GenBank genome assembly. NCBI's taxonomy places the organism in Eukaryota, Viridiplantae, Streptophyta, Magnoliopsida, Aquifoliales, Aquifoliaceae.
AUGACAUUUUUGGUCUUCUCUAAUCAAUCAUCUCUAGAGAAUGCUGCUAAUCAGAAGACUUUAUUUUUGGAGGAGCACAAUGUGUUGAGGUCGAUGCGAAGUGGAUUUUGUGUGUACGACACGAGGGGGUUUGAGUAUGAUCGAGUUGAUGAGAGUCUUGAAGAGUUGUCAGAAUGGAUAACUGAUGGAGUUCACCAUAACCAGCUCUGCUUGAGAUCAGGGGACCGUUUGUCAUCGAGUAAAGAUGAAUUGGGGAUUAAUUUCUUAAGAUCUUCUUCGCAGUUUGCAAAUCGAAGGGUGAAUUAUGUUAUGGUGGUGGCGAAUGUUGCAGAGAUCUAUAAAGCUCUAAAAGCAAGUGACAGCAAUCCACUGGAGGCCUUGAGACAGCUCUUCUGUUCACCGGCAUUGCGGAAACGCAAUGAGGACCCUAUCUUGAUACUGACUCAUGGUGACAAGUUAUCAAUGGAGGACCGAAUCGAUGGGCGGUUGAAAAUUUGUGAAUAUCUGGGUAUAAUGGAGACUACUGGAGUUUAUGACAUUGUUUGCAUUACAGAGUAUGGACUCCUUGCAGAGGAAUUCGAUCCCAUUUCAGCUUAUGCUCUAACUGAAGCGGUUUACAGGGCAUUGCUCAUGUCUGACAGGAGUCAUCUUCCAAAGAGAAGGAUUUGGGACUGGGCUGUGCUUGUGUUGUCUUUUUUUAUGUGCUGCUUGGGUGCUUUCUUUGCUUUCCUUGCUCACUUUUUCAACAAGCUUGGCCAGAGGGAUAAACUGAAACUGUGA